This is a messenger RNA of Aspergillus tanneri, 4260 nucleotides long. RefSeq names its product putative RSC complex subunit (Sth1). Bases 1 to 4260 code for a protein of 1419 amino acids. Gene Ontology annotation, cellular component: nucleus. Gene Ontology annotation, biological process: positive regulation of transcription by RNA polymerase II. The transcript is spliced from 4 exons. Lineage: Eukaryota; Fungi; Ascomycota; Eurotiomycetes; Eurotiales; Aspergillaceae. The record is from RefSeq and is a predicted model, not a curated record. Gene Ontology annotation, molecular function: DNA binding; ATP binding; ATP-dependent chromatin remodeler activity.
AUGGCCUCCCUCCAGUCAGCACCAAAUAUGGGCACUGGAAACAUGAGCCUGCCGCCAAAUUUGACGCAGCAGGGUAUUCAAGAGAUCUUUCAGAAAUUCAAACAGAUGCAAGAGCAGGGCGUUCGCCAUGACGACCCUGAAUACCUGAAGUUCCAUAACAUACUUUCCGCUGUUCAAAGACAGCAGGUCUAUAACAAGCAGAGACAGAUUGCGCAACAGCAGCUGCAAGCGCAGCAGCGCCAACAGCAGUUGAAUGGUGUGACUCCUGAAUCUGCAGCCGCAAACGGUGUCAAUGGUCGAAGCAACUCGGUUUCUUCUGGGGCUGGCGCUGCUCAAGAUGCCACGGCCACUGGUCAGCAACAGACUCAGGGGCAGGCCGCUUCUCAGAAGGGCGGCCCUGUCGCCGGUGGUGGCUUCUCUGCGGAGCAACUUGCGACGCUCCGAAAUCAAAUUUUGGCUUUCAAAAUGCUCUCGAAGAAUCUUCCAUUGCCCCCCCGUGUCCAGCAACAGCUAUUCGCUUCUAAGAAACAACACACUCCCGCGCCUUCUGAUAGUGUGACAGCCGCAGAAGCUGUUCUGGAAGGCGUAGCACGAGGGAAAUCCGAGCAGCCUACAAGCACAACUGAUGCGACCCCUCAGUCUAAAGAUUUUUAUGAAAAUUUCCAGUCGCCGUUUGAAUCAAUCCCCAAGACUAUCAGCUUCACAGACCACGCUUCCCGUACAAACCGUGCGCGUGUUCCCGCCUUGAUGCCACCUGGAAUUGAUCUAGAGCAGGUGCGCGAAGAGAGGGAGGUGAUUUUGUACAAUAGAAUCAAUGCGCGAAAGGCGGAGUUGGCUGAGCUGCCUGCUAAUCUUGGCGUAUGGGAUUCUAGCCGAAGCGAUACCGCAACGGGUGAUGACUCGUUGAAGUUGAAAGCUCUCAUUGAAUACAAGAUGCUCAACUUGCUACCCAAGCAAAGGCUGUUUCGCAAGCAAAUCCAGAACGAGAUGUUCCACUUUGAUAAUUUGGGCAUGACCGCGAAUCGCUCUAAUCAUCGCCGGAUGAAGAAACAAUCCUUGCGGGAGGCGAGGAUCACUGAAAAGCUGGAGAAGCAGCAGCGUGAUGCUCGUGAGACACGGGAGAAGAGGAAGCAAUACGACCAGCUUCAAGCCAUUCUUCAGCACGGUCUUGAGCUUCAGAACGCUGCUAACCAACAACGCACCCGCAUGCAGAAAUUGGGUCGCAUGAUGCUUCAGCAUCAUCAACACAUGGAGCGUGAGGAGCAGAAACGUGUUGAGCGGACUGCUAAGCAGCGUCUCCAGGCACUGAAGGCCAACGACGAAGAGACUUACAUGAAGCUUCUUGGCCAGGCUAAAGAUUCACGUAUUUCUCAUCUUCUGAAGCAAACGGAUAACUUCCUCAAACAACUUGCAGCCUCUGUUAGGGAGCAGCAGCGCAGCCUCGCCCAAAGCUAUGGCGAAGACGAUCAGUUCUAUGAGGAUGAAGAAGAUGAUAUUGCAUCCGGAACUGAUGAAGAAGAAGAAGGCAGUGGAAGACGCAAGAUCGAUUACUAUGCUGUUGCUCAUCGCAUCAAGGAAGAUGUCACUGAGCAGCCAAACAUUCUUGUUGGUGGCCAGCUCAAGGAAUACCAAAUGAGAGGUCUGCAGUGGAUGAUCUCUCUGUACAAUAAUAACCUCAACGGUAUUCUGGCUGAUGAGAUGGGUCUUGGAAAGACCAUCCAGACAAUCAGCUUGAUCACCUACAUUAUUGAAAAGAAGAAGAACAACGGCCCGUUCUUGGUGAUUGUGCCCCUCAGUACCCUCACCAACUGGAACCUGGAGUUCGAAAAGUGGGCACCGGCUGUUUCGAGAGUUGUCUACAAGGGCCCCCCUAAUGCUCGUAAACAGCAGCAGCAGGCCAUUCGGUGGGGUAACUUCCAGGUCCUUCUAACCACCUACGAAUAUAUCAUCAAGGACCGACCGAUCUUGAGCAAGGUCAAAUGGACUCACAUGAUUGUCGAUGAGGGUCAUCGCAUGAAAAAUACUCAGUCCAAGCUGAGCAGUACUCUAUCGCAGUACUACACCAGCCGGUACCGUCUGAUUUUGACUGGUACUCCCCUGCAGAACAACCUACCUGAGCUGUGGGCGCUGUUGAACUUUGUUCUGCCGAAUAUCUUUAAAUCUGUGAAAUCGUUUGAUGAGUGGUUUAACACCCCGUUUGCCAACACUGGUGGCCAGGACCGCAUGGAGCUGUCGGAAGAAGAACAAUUGCUAGUCAUCCGUCGCUUACACAAGGUUCUUAGACCCUUCUUGCUCAGGCGUCUCAAGAAGGAUGUGGAGAAGGACCUGCCAGAUAAGCAGGAACGAGUCAUCAAGUGCCGUUUCUCUGCUUUGCAAGCCAAACUGUACAGACAACUUGUUACCCACAACAAGAUGGCUGUCAGCGACGGUAAGGGUGGCAAGACUGGAAUGCGCGGCCUUAGUAAUAUGCUGAUGCAACUGCGGAAACUGUGCAAUCAUCCUUUCGUGUUUGAACCCGUCGAGGAUCAAAUGAACCCUACACGGGGCACCAAUGACCUUAUUUGGCGUACCGCUGGUAAAUUUGAGCUUCUUGACCGUAUCCUCCCUAAGUUUCGGGCAACUGGUCACCGCGUCUUGAUGUUUUUCCAGAUGACUCAGAUCAUGAACAUCAUGGAAGACUUCUUGCGUCUCCGUGGAAUGAAAUAUCUUCGCCUGGACGGUUCGACGAAAUCGGAUGAUCGCUCCGAACUUUUGAAGCUUUUCAAUGCUCCGGGCUCGGAAUAUUUCUGCUUCCUGCUUUCGACUCGCGCGGGCGGUCUAGGUCUCAAUCUCCAGUCUGCUGACACCGUCAUCAUCUUUGACUCCGAUUGGAACCCUCACCAGGAUUUGCAAGCCCAAGAUCGUGCACACCGUAUCGGACAAAAGAACGAAGUUCGUAUCCUGCGUCUGAUUAGCUCCAACUCCGUCGAGGAAAAGAUCCUUGAGCGUGCGCAGUUCAAGCUUGAUAUGGAUGGCAAGGUCAUUCAGGCAGGAAAAUUCGACAACAAGUCUACCAAUGAGGAACGGGAUGCUCUACUGCGGACGCUUCUGGAAACAGCCGAGGCGGCCGAUCAGAUCGGCGAACAAGACGAAAUGGAUGAUGACGACCUGAAUGAUAUUAUGGCUCGUUCUGACGAGGAAUUGACUGUCUUCCAGCGUUUGGACAAAGAACGACCUUUGAGAGACCACUACGGCCCCGGUCACCCAUUGCCUCGUCUGAUGGGAGAGAAUGAGCUUCCAGAGCUCUACCUUGCUGAGGAUAACCCUGUCACAGAGGAGGCCGAUGUCGAAGUUAGUGGGCGAGGUGCACGUGAGCGCAAGAUUACGCGGUACGAUGACGGUCUCACCGAGGAGCAAUGGCUCAUGGCUGUGGAUGCCGACGAUGAUACGAUUGAAGAGGCCAUUGCCCGAAAGGAAGCUAGAGUUGAACGUCGGCGCAUCAACAAGGAGAAGCGCCAACGAAAGGGAGGGGCCGAAUCGUCUCCCGAACCGUCUCGUGAAAGCUCAGAAACACCUCAGCCUAAAAAGCGGCGUAGGGGUCCUGCACCCAAACGCAAGGCGGAGGAAGUUGUGGAUGAGACACCUCAGCCCAAGCGCAAGAGGGGCAGGCAAGCCAAACCCGUGGAAACAUUGAGCCCCGAAGAUCGUGCUAUUCUCCAACGGAUAGUCAACCACGUUUACCAGUCUUUGAUGGAAAUGGAACAGGAGCUGCCGGCUGAUUCGUCGGAUAGCGAAGAUGGCCCUGUUAGCCGGUCCAUCAUUGAGCCAUUUAUGAAGCCACCGCCGAAGUCGCAGUAUCCCGACUACUACAUGAUCAUUCAAAACCCCAUCGCCAUGGAGAUGAUCCGGAAAAAGAUAAAUCGUGACGAAUACCAGAAUCUGAAAGAUUUCCGAAAUGAUAUCCAUCUUCUAUGCCAGAAUGCCCGGACCUACAAUGAAGACGGUAGCAUCUUGUUCCAGGAUGCUAAUGACAUCGAGGCCAAAUGUCUUUCUGAGUUGAAGAAGGAAACCGAGGGCCACCCGCAGUUUGCUAACUUUGACGACUUGGGCUCACCGGCUGCCAAUGAUUUAUCUACCGCUGCUGCCUCUGGGGCCGAGACUCCCAGCACUGUUGCUACACCGGCGCAGCCAAAGCUGAAGCUUACGUUCAACAGUGGUAACCGGGACAGCACUGGGUUUAUGAAUGGAACUCCUGGUGUUGGGAUGAGCGAAGAUGAGUAA